AUGGAUGCCUCCGACUGCAGACGACCAGAGCACAUUUCAUGUUGUCAACAACAAAAAUUAUUAUCUGAUACUAAUAAACUUUCAAUAACAAUUGAACUGCAAUAUAAACAAUGUUUACAAGAACGUCUUGCUCAAUUAGAUACUGAAAAAAACUGUUUAUUAGUUGGUCUUGAACAAUUUUUAAAUGAGUGUCAAGAAACUGUUUUUGCCUUAACACGACAAGAUAUCGAUUAA
Rotaria socialis is the source of this 234-nucleotide messenger RNA. Lineage: Eukaryota; Metazoa; Rotifera; Eurotatoria; Philodinida; Philodinidae. The record is from the annotation of a GenBank genome assembly.